Molecule: messenger RNA, 3904 nt
Organism: Anopheles merus
Lineage: Eukaryota; Metazoa; Arthropoda; Insecta; Diptera; Culicidae
Product: basic-leucine zipper transcription factor A-like
Exons: 3
Coding region: 1196-3637 (813 amino acids)
Biological process (GO): circadian rhythm; regulation of DNA-templated transcription
Cellular component (GO): nucleus
Molecular function (GO): DNA binding; DNA-binding transcription factor activity
Source: RefSeq, a predicted model, not a curated record
CCGUUCAGUCAAACGCAACAUUCUUCGAAAAACUCGCAACCGCAGCAAACGCGAAAAGUGGCGCUCGUGGCCAUCGGUGUUUGUCCGCUGUUUUCCAACACAAAAUCGUAACACACACAAGUCCCCGGUAGCAAGCACCGUACAGCGCAACUAAAGUGUGUCGAUGCAGCUUUGGUUUAUUACACGGUGAAGCAUUAAUUUCGGUGUGAAUUUUACGUGAAGUGUAAUUUGAAAGCUUUUUUGCCAACCAGAAAAAAGGCAAUUAACAGGAAAAAAGUUAGAGUUGAAAAAACCCCAAGUGAAGUGAAAGAAGAAAGGUGGAGCGCAGUGCAAGAUCCAGAUCCAGUAGACAGAAACUAAACACCUAAGAGAGAAGCAGUGUUGAGCGGUGGCGUGGAAGCGGUCUAGACCUUGGGCCGUACGGAAACGCACACGCAGUGUGAUCGCAUGACGGUGUUGUGUUGUGCACAUAGCCGCAACAUAUAACCGACCGUGACCGUGGUGAAGGAAACGCAUCCGUGAGCGAGUGCAAAAAGUGCACCGCAGCGAACAAGUGCAACCAACUGCAUACGUGUGUUAGAGAGGCAGAAGUAGUAGCACAAGAGUGAGAGAUAAGAAGAAGUGAAGUGUAGUGUUGCUGUGAGAUUAAACAGAAAAGAAAGCGGCACAGAAAGGGCAGAAAAGUAGAGCACCCUUUUGUACGAUAUACCGGCAUCGCAUUUAUAACACUUACGACGACAACAACAACGCGAGUGUUUGUGCGCUGUGUUGGUGUAGAUUGGCAGGUGUAGUGGAUUGCCGUUCAACAGAAGAAAAGCAGUAAUCAAUAAAAAAAAGCUUCGGUGGGAGAGCAAAGUGCAUUAAUGUGAAAAUCUAUUAGUUGUGGAGCAGUGUUUUAAGAAUUUAAGCUUUCAACAACACACGAAAAAGGUGAAAAGCUAACUUCCUACACAACAGUGAGUAACAAGUGAGAAGUGAAGAAGUAAACUAAAUAGCAAACAAAACAAAAGUGCAUUCAGUGUCUGCAACAACAAUCGUUGCGAUAAUAGAACAGCGGAGAUCAAUCGAGAAGGAGUGCAGCGACAGUGCAGCGACUCCAGCAAAGUUUUCUUAUCUCGGCACUCGGAACGGAAGUGCUGCUGUUCAUCGGUUCCCCGAAAAGAAUGCACCAAAACUAGGCUCGAGCGAAAUUAUUAUGAUGGUGGCGGACUUUGUAACACGCCAGCAGAACGGUUCGCCGCUCAACGGUGAAAUACCCGGCCAGAAUCACAACUCCAAUUCCAACAUGCCUGCCCACAGUGCCUUACUGAUGAGCAACAACAGCAGCAACAGCAACAGCUCCGGCCGUGCCAGCCCGCACACGUCGUCAGAGUCGGAGUUCCCCCAGAACAGCUACGAGCUGGCGGCCCACCUGAAGCGCAAGGAGCUCUUCUCGCAGCGCAAGCAGCGCGAGUUCAUCCCGGACAACAAGAAGGACGACAGCUACUGGGACCGGCGGCGGCGCAACAACGAGGCGGCGAAGCGAUCCCGCGAGAAGCGUCGCUUCAACGACAUGGUCCUGGAGCAGCGCGUCGUCGAGCUGACGAAGGAAAACCACGUGCUGAAGGCACAGCUCGACGCGAUCAAGAGCAAGUACAACAUCUGCGGCGAGAACUUGGUCAGCGUCGAUCAGAUCAUGGCCACGCUGCCCACCAACGAGCAGGUGCUGAGCUCGACCAAGCGCGUCAAGCUGGCGAACGGUCAGGCACGGUCCAGCUCGCCGACCGGCUCCAUGAUCGGGUUCCCGCUUUCGCGCAGCCCUUCGCGGCAACCGCAGGCUACCUCUCCCUCGCAGUCGCACGGCCGCGCCUCGUCACCACACAGCCCACCGGCCGCCAAUGGCACGCCCCAUCUGCAGCAGACGCUGCUGGCCGUCGUCCAGGGCUCGCCAACGACUACUACGACGACGCCAUCGGCGGCCGCGGCGUCCCAGCUGCCUUCGUCCCAGCAGGCUCCGGUCAUCCAUCCCAACCCGAACGUGGAAUCGCCACCGCCAGCGGCCGCGGGCUCGUCGCCCACCGUGUCCUCGGGCGGUGCGAUCCAGCACACGAACGGUGGGCCCGCGUACCUGUCCCCAGUUCAUGCCAUCUACCACCGCAACAGCACGAUCAUCGAGUACGAGCGAGCCUCGGAGGGCGGCAAACUGUCGUCAGCUGAGGGCAGCAGUCGCAGCCCCUCCCAGAUCCGGCUAGAGCUGAUCGAACGCAACCUGGACGAUCAUCAUCACCUGCAGCAACAGCUUGCCCAGCAACAGCAGCAGCAACAGCAGCAGCAGCAACAACAACAGCACCAUCACCAGCAGCAGUUGGCAUCCUCCUCCCAGCACCCUCUUCACCACUACAGCCAUCAUCCGCGGGAGGCGAUGCGGGAGUCGGUGAUUGAUCAUCACCAUCCGCAUCAUCCUCACCAUCCCCAGCAUCAUCAGCAUCAGCCCCAGCAUCAACCUCAUCCGCAUCAGCAACACCUCCAGCAGCAGCAGCAACAGCAGCAACAACAGCAGCAACAACAACAUCCUCACCAUCUCCACCAGCGAGUGUUGGUGUCCAACAGUGACCUGGACCAGGAUGACCGCUCGCCGUCCCCGCUGACACCCUCGGCUGCCCCGCGGUUCGGGUCCCCAACCACCACCACCAACUCCUCCUCCUCGGCUCCGAUCUCAUCCACCACGCCGCCAACGAUCAUCUCGAGCACGAGUCCGGCCGGCUCGCCCCCGGCCCACGUGCCGGUGGCCCAUGCUCACUCGCACCACUACUCACAGCACCAUCAUCACCACCCGCACCAUCUGGCGGCGCACCACGUCCACCCGCCGCACUUUGUCGUGGGUGCCAGCUCGCCGUACGCCAGCUCAGCCCUUCCCGCCAGCGGCUACCCACUGACGGCGGCGGCCGCUGCCGUCGCUGCUUACGCGAACGGAGCCAGCGCGCUGUACGGAUCGCCCCCGCGCACUACCGAGAUCGCCAGCGCGCUGCUGACGGCGAACGUGCUCAAUCUGAGCCGCCGAGCUCCGUCCCCGUACGAUGCCAGCCCGGCGCAGACGGCCUCCUCGACGGCCAGCGCCGGUAGCACCUCGGGCGGCGAGGAGGAACCCGACCGGGAGCGAGAAAUCCACGAGCACGCCAACAGUCUGCCGGUGAAGCUGCGGCACAAGUCCCAUCUGGGCGAUAAGGAUGCGGCCACCGCACUGCUUGCCCUGCAGAACAUCAAGCAGGAACCGAUCGGCCACCGGUCGAGCUCACCGGCCUGGGACGAUGGGGACGGCUCGUCGGACGAGCGCGACUCCGGCAUCUCCACGAACGAGUGGCCGACCAAGGCGGAGCAGAAGAUGAUGGUACCGCUGCCGGGCUCGCCACCUUCGGCGGCCAGCUCCAGCAGCAGCGCUGCGAGCGGCGGUGCCAUCGUCAGCACUGCGGCGAUGGUAGCGGCGGUCGCGAAGAUCACCUCCAUCCCGGCGUCGGUCGUGAUCAGCAAGAAGGCGGAAGAGAACAUCCAUCUGCAGUCGAAGCUGGCCCGGCUCGAGUCCGAGGUGGCCACCAUCAAGAACAUGAUGAUCUCGAACACGACCGGCAGCGGGUUCGGCGUGACCGCCGCCGCCCAGUAGCGCAAAUCGCGCCGGCACCGAAGACGACGGCUGCAACGAUGUUGACGUGUGACCCUAGUUCCUGUACAGAGAGAUAUCUGACGACGACGACAUUGAGAAGUUGUCGCUGAGUAGCUAACCCUCCGAAGGGGGGCCGGUUCGUUUGUGGCAUUCCUAGCGCCCCAGGGCUCAGUGGAGAGAGCUGCGGAGAGAUCAUCAUCAUCAUCAUCAUGGUUCGAUCGAAGACGAAGCGGAUGAAGCGGAGAAACGGAUAAAAGAACGGCACGA